UCAUCUUCCACCAAAGAACAAAAACUAGGGCUACUUUACUUCUAAUUCAUUCAUUUCCUAGCUCAAAAAGCUCACAUAUACUGAUAUUCAAUCACGUCAAUAUUUCUGUAAGCUGAAAAUAAAAUGUCAGAUUAUCUACCGAAGGAUGUGCUUGUCGAAAUUCUAUCAAAACUACCUAUAAAAUCUCUAAUUCACUGCACAACCGUAUGCAAAUCAUGGUAUUCCUUAAUCACAAACCCUAAUUUCAUUUCUGUACAUCACAAUACCCAAAUCAUCAGCAACACCAAUCGCCGGCCUUUAUUAUUCGUUCGUCACUACAACAUGUUCGACAGGGUCGAACGUUACGCGUUACACUUCGACGAUGAAGAUGAAAAUGAUUCCCCGGAUGUUGAUUCGUUCCAGGAAUAUCUAGAGCUGAAAUGCCCUGAAAAGAGUCGUAGUGAGUAUUUAAGAAUCGUUGGUUGCUGUAAUGGUCUUAUUUGCCUUUCUGAUGAUUAUGAUAAAUAUACGGAUACAGUGAUUUUAUGGAAUCCUACAAUUCGUAAACAUUUGAAGUUGCCCAGGCCUAAUUUAGGGUAUAAUGGACGUGGGUCUUGUAUUUAUGGGUUUGGAUUUGAUGUUGUGAAGAAUGAUUAUAAAGUUGUUAGGGUUCUUUAUAAUAGUACUGCUACUGAGGAUUAUAAGUUGCAGUUUCCACCAACUAUUGAGUUUCUUGAUAAAUUGAGGGCAGUUAAAUUCUUGGUUCCACCUGGGAUUGAGGUUUUCUCUUUGAGUAGUGGGAUAUGGAGGAGCAUUUCUGAUGUGGGUCCUUCGUAUAUUUUGCAUCAGAAUCAUUCUGUUUCGGCUUAUCUUAAUGGCGCUGUUCAUUGGAUUGCAUCUAAUUCGAGUGAUGAUGAUGAUGAUGGUAAUGGUGAUAGUAGCAAUAAUAAUAACAGUAGUAGUAGCAGCAGCAGCAGCAGCGUCGGUAAUAAUAGAGAUGAUAGCUUUAUUGUAGCAUUUCAUGUGGGAACUGAAAAUUUUAGUGAAAUAAGUUUGCCAGAUAGUGUUGCUGAGAGAAAUGUGAUGAAAUUGGAUGUGAUGGUUAUGGGCACGUCGCUCACGCUAGUCGAGUAUGAAAAGUUUUGGCAGAGUGAUUAUUGCUGGAUAUGGGUGAUGAAAGAGUAUGGUGUGGUGAAGUCUUGGAGUAGACUUCAUAAUAUUGAUUUGAGAGGAGGGUUCAGGAAUAUUGUGGGAUUUAGGACUCACGGCGAGUUAUUGAUUUCUGCCAGAAUGGUAGGAAUGGUUUCAUACAACCCCAAGAAGAUAAGCAUAAGCUAUCUUGGAGUCCAUGGCACCAAUCGCUCGUUUCAUGGUGAGCCUUUUUUCGAGAGCCUGGCUUUAGUCGGGAAAGAAGAUAGAUUUGUAGAGCGGGCAAAUUCGACUGCUGAUGUUGUUCAAGAAGUUGGUUCUGUACUGGAUAGCGGUGAAGAUGAAACUGAGGAACAUACAUGAUAGUUGAUCCAGUUCUACAGAUCUACUUUGUAUAUGGAGAAGGUGCACGCAUACUGGGGGAGCCUUUAAAACACUGAGUCAAUGGUUCAUAUAGUAAAUUCUACUUUUGGUGGCUUCACAUCAAAAGGAUUUCAUGGCGGUUCUCAUGUGGCUUCAAACAAUUGUUGUAGGUCACAUAAAGGACACUUCAGUUUUUAAAUCUAAGGAGGCAUGUUAGUGAUCCAAAAAACUCCCGAGGUUCCUCCUGCUGCAACUUCAUCCAUCUGCCUUUUCUGCCCCAGUUCUCCAAGCAUCGUAUGCCAUGACCCCCUCCUCCCUGAAACUCCAUUGCGGAACCUAGCGUACUGCUGUGUCCAAUCCUCCAUUGGGCGUUAGGGUAAACUGAGCUGAAGAAACUGGUGGAAAUUUAGGGGAGAUGUCGGGGGAAGCAGUAUCGGGAGGAUUACAUGUCAUUCAGAAAUUGGAGGAGUCCUGCGCAAAGAAGCGUACUGCUGUUUCCAAUCCUCCAUUGGGUGUUAGGGUAAACUGAGCUGAAGAAACUGGUGGAAAGUUAGGGGAGAUGUCGAGGGAAGCAGUAUCGGGAGGAUUACAUGUCAUUCAGAAAUUGGAGGAGUCCUGCGCAAAGAACCGUACUGCUGUGUCCAAUCCUCCAUUGCGUGUUUGGGUAAACUGAGCUGAAGAAACUGGUGGGAAGUUAGGGGAGAUGUCGAAGGAAGUAGUGUUGGGAGGAUUACAUGUCGUUCAGAAAUUAGAGUGACUGGGCAACAAACUAAUAUCUCAGCUGAGAUCUUUUAUAAGCCUCUGGACUUUCAUAAGAUGUAAGGGAAUUCAAGACAAGUUGGGCAACUGCCUAAUCAGUAUCUUGACGAGCCAAUGAUAUCCUUCUCCGCUUGCAGUUUUUGUUCAUGUGUUAUUAUGUCUAUGCUUGUUCUCCUUGGUAAUGGUCAUCCUGUCUCCUGACAUUGACAUAAAUCUCUGUCUGCCUCUCUCUCUCUCUCUUGUGUUGGCCGCUCAAGGAUGUAAACUUUUUGUCUGAUUUAGGCAACUGUUCUCAGGAAUACUAGAUUGUAGCAACACAACAGUUGGAUGAAGAUUUUAUCGGAGAGGUUUACUGGUUCACGCCUUGGAUUGUCAAGCGUCCUCAUGUGAUGCUAGCUUCUGACAUCGCCACCUGAUCCAAUGUUUCUAUUUUCUUUUCAUGACUAGUAAAAUGUAUUUGCAUACUUGCUCAGUGUAUAUAUCUAGGAAAUUUAAGGGUUUUCAAAUAUAUUUUUUGCAAUGAUGGGUCAUGAUAGAUCUUUUUGCUACUUGUACAAAACAAAAGAAUUCCCAGGCUACAUGAUAACAGAUUCUCACA
Messenger RNA from Nicotiana attenuata, 2848 nucleotides. RefSeq names its product F-box/kelch-repeat protein At3g23880-like. Gene Ontology annotation, molecular function: protein binding. The transcript is spliced from 2 exons. The record is from RefSeq and is a predicted model, not a curated record. The coding region runs from base 124 to 1491 and encodes 455 amino acids. Lineage: Eukaryota; Viridiplantae; Streptophyta; Magnoliopsida; Solanales; Solanaceae.